CACACACGCUCCACUCUGCAUCGCUCGCCACAGCAGCACAGCCAGGCAGUCGGACUGCGCGCGGGACUCGAGCGGUGUGGCAGAGCAGUGGCGUGAAAGUGCAGAAAGAGUGAGACAGCAAGAGAAAGAAAGAGAGAAGGCACGGAGCAAUGGAGAUGGAGGAAAGCUUUGAUGCGGAGGGCAGUUUUGAUGAUGCCUCCUGUCUCUCCCCUCAGAGCCCAGGGUCCACCUCUCCGGCCAGGAGGCAGAAUAAGGAGAAGGAGAUCAAGGAGACCAAAAUCACUAUCAACUGCGUCACCUUCCCUGUGUCCACGUCUGCGCCGGAGCAGCAGCUUCUCAAGCCCAGCGAAUGGAGCUACUGCGACUAUUUCUGGGCCGAUAAGCGGGACCCUCAGGGGGCCUCAGUGUCAGGGUUUGAGGUGCUGCUGCAGAAACAGCUGAAGGGGAAGCAGAUGCAGAAAGAGAUGGCAGAGUUCAUCAGAGAAAGGAUAAAAAUAGAAGAGGAGUAUGCCAAGAACCUUUCCAAACUCUCCAUGUUCCCAAUGGCAGCACAAGAGGAAGGGACUCUUGGAGAAGCUUGGGCUCAACUGAAGAAGAGUCUAGCUGAUGAAGCCGAUGUCCAUCUCAAGUUCUCUUCAAAGCUCCAGAGUGAAGUCGAGAAGCCUUUGCUGACCUUCAGAGGAGACAACUUUAAAAAAGACAUGAAGAAAUACGACCACCACAUCGCUGACCUGAGGAAGCAGCUGGUCAGCCGUUACGCUGCUGUGGAGAAGGCACGGAAGGCUCUAGCGGACAGACAGAAGGACCUCGAAGUGAAAACACAGCAGCUUGAGAUCAAAUUGAGCAACAAAACAGAGGAGGAUAUUAAGAAAGCCCGAAGGAAAUCCACACAAGCAGGUGAUGAUCUGAUGCGCUGUGUGGACCUUUACAAUCAGGGUCAGUCAAAGUGGUUUGAGGAGAUGGUCACCACAAGCCUGGAGUUGGAGAGGUUGGAGGUGGAGCGGGUGGAGACGAUACAGCAGCUUCUGCGUCAGUACACCACACUGCGGCAUGAGACGGACAUGUUCAACCAAAGUACGAUGGAGCCGGUGGACCAGCUCCUGCAGAGUGUGGAUCCUGCCAAAGACCGAGAGCUCUGGGUGAAGGAACACAAGACGGGGGAUCUGAGACCUGUGGACAUGGACAUCUAGACAAAACACACAAACGUACACAUGCAUUAAACUACAGUAUAUGAAUCUACCUGCAUGCCUGUCUACCUGAGUACUUCAACCUCUCAGCCAAAGCCAUACAGGUAUCACCCCUUGAAGCACUGCUUGCUUUGUGGAUCUCCACUGAAAAUAUUAGAUAAUUACAACCUCAUAGCUUUAUAGGAGAUUUUUUUUUUUUUAAUGUCAUGUGGAACCAGUGGCGGGAACGGACAGCAGCACAGCAGGCGCGUUAUGAUACCGAGUAGCCAUCCAUAUAAUCCUGCAUGUCCUCUGAAUAAGAUGCUACUUAAGACUUCCCGGUAUGUCUGUUAUUCAUGACAUACCAUUCACUGAUAUAGAUCUGGACGAACACUGUACAGUAAAACAGCUCUUUGUUUAUUUCCCAUUAAACAAAUGUCAUCCAAUCAAAUUCUUUUGAUCGUUUUAGUGUUGAAAUAGUGUAUGCACAUUGAACUACACAGCUAUUAGAUAUUCACAGUUGCCUGGACUAAGGUGUAAACCAACGGCAUGCCACAUGGGUGUUCAAACACCUAAAAAAUGAUUAAUCCUUAACAGAAAUGUCCAGCAUCAGAGUUACAGGGGGUUGAAAUAGGUUAAAGCAUAUCAUUGUUUGGUAUUGUUAAAUCGGUGUUGUAUUUAAAAAAAAGCAAAGGAAUGCAGUGGAAAGUUUUUAAUGCUAUUUUACACAAACUCCACAUAAACCGCUGGCGAAUCAACGGCAUUUCCUUAUGAGCGAGGGGGUCAGGUUGCAUCGUUUAGGUAUGGAAUCGCUAUAUUUUCAUACUUUUGCAGAUUUAUUUUACAGAAGAGCAUGUUUUGUCUAAAUGUAGGACUAGUUGUGUUUGGUUAAUGGACGUGUUAGUUGAGUGGUGUUGGUUAGUCCAUUGCUUGUGUUCAUGGAGGAUGUGUCAACUAGCCAGGACUCGAUAGCAAAGUCAUAUAAUUUUUCCCAGUCGAAGCCAAGAAAUCCCCUUAUGCAGCCAGGUUUACUCUACUGGCGUCUAAAUUUCUUCUGUAGGUUGCCCUGAAGCAGUUUAUCGACUGUUUCUCAAUGGUGAAAUUAUAUGGUUCGGCUGUAGACUCCGGGUGUCAAUCAAAGGUGGAAUUUAUUGAUUUGUGUUGUAAUGUACACCUUUUAGUGCCUAAAGGUUAAUUGCCUUGGAAUGUUCACAAUCUAAUGUGUUAAGUGUUUGUACAUAAUUGUAAAUAUAUGCGUGGCGUUUUGUUGUCCGUAUUUGUUGUCAGGCUCGUCCUACAUCAUGCUCAUCUCUCUGUAGUCUUCGUCGUAUACUGUUUUAAAAGAUAAGUAAACAUCUGAUUGAUUGAUGCCGCAGUUUUCUGCUGGAUGCACAUUGUCAUAGGCAGCUAGUUACAACACUGUUUGAACCGAAACAGCUCGAAUACUGGAAGAUAGAUGAAACCUUGCCGUUUUCAAAACUUUAUACAGUGAUAUUGAGACAUUUGAUACAUUUAUAUGGCACAGGAAGUCAGAGCACACUUAAAAAAAAA
Messenger RNA from Carassius auratus (goldfish), 2717 nucleotides. It is a transcript of the gene gas7a, whose product is annotated as growth arrest-specific 7a. Gene Ontology annotation, biological process: clathrin-dependent endocytosis; clathrin coat assembly; neuron projection morphogenesis. The transcript has 10 exons. Gene Ontology annotation, cellular component: clathrin-coated vesicle; cytoplasm; clathrin-coated pit. NCBI's taxonomy places the organism in Eukaryota, Metazoa, Chordata, Actinopteri, Cypriniformes, Cyprinidae. The coding region runs from base 150 to 1190 and encodes 346 amino acids. The record is from RefSeq and is a predicted model, not a curated record.